Messenger RNA from Bufo bufo (common toad), 659 nucleotides. RefSeq names its product histidine triad nucleotide binding protein 2 (gene HINT2). Bases 95 to 604 code for a protein of 169 amino acids. NCBI's taxonomy places the organism in Eukaryota, Metazoa, Chordata, Amphibia, Anura, Bufonidae. Gene Ontology annotation, cellular component: mitochondrion; cytoplasm. The record is from RefSeq and is a predicted model, not a curated record. The transcript is spliced from 6 exons. Gene Ontology annotation, molecular function: hydrolase activity.
GGGGGAGACAUUGAUCACAUGACGAGGAAGUACACAGUCACGUGGCUGCAGUGACCUUCUGAGGGGCGUGUCCUGGACUGUGUCUGCUAGAACAAUGCCGAUGCUGCCGCUGUGGAGGACGCUGUACACUACCUUUGCAGUAGGAUGUGCAGGAACAUUUCGCUCAUCGUUGGCUUUGGAUAAAUCAUGGACUCGGCAGCAGCAGAGGUCGUAUUGUGCCAGUGACGAGGUACAGAGGGCGAUGCAGGCGGCGGCACAGGGAGCAUCACCCACCAUCUUCUCUCGGAUCCUGGAUAGGACUCUUCCUGCAGAUAUUAUCUAUGAGGAUGAACAGUGUUUGGCAUUUCGGGACGUUGCUCCUCAGGCUCCAAUUCAUUUCCUAGUGAUUCCAAAAAUUCAGAUUCCCAGAAUAAGUCAAGUAACUACAGCAGACAAGGAGCUCCUUGGUCAUCUGAUGGUCACGGCCAGUCACUUGGCACAGAAGGAAGGUCUAGCUGAUGGAUACAGGAUAGUUAUCAAUGAUGGCCAGCAGGGGGCGCAGUCUGUCUAUCACCUCCAUUUACAUGUUAUCGGUGGCCGCCAGAUGGGCUGGCCUCCGGGGUAAUAACCUCAUGUAACUGAAUGUCACCAAUCUCUGCAAUAAAACGAGACAUGUAUAA